GGAGCCCCUGAAGAAGAAGCAGAUCCAUCUGGGUUAUGGCGAAUUCCUUCCCUCAAGCAAUGACAGCUCAGAGUGUGUGAAGCUCUGACGCUGAAGAAGCGAUCCGACUAGCAGCUGCCCUCGCCCUCUCUUACCUGCUCCCUUUCCCCCCUGGGUCCAGCCAAACUCUGUCUUCUCAAGCACCCAAUAAUCACCAGCAGUCAGGUUUCCCCACAACUAAUGGACAAAAUUCUAUAGGUGAGAAGGAACAAAAGCAAGGACAUCUAAACCCCAACAGACUUUGACAUACAUUUUUUUUUCCCCUUUCCUUGGUUUUCCACAUGACAUAUACAAGGCAUGCUGUAAAGUGUACUCAUUCCAGGGCUCACUUUGACCUGGAGCUGUGUGAGAAUAAGUCUGCUCCUGGUACCUGGCAUUGGGAUGCUGCCAAAAUAAGGUGCCAGGAACCUUAUGGAGGCAAAUCCUCCUCCCUGGCUCCUGCUCUUUUGUUGCAUCUUCUGAAAUCCUGUACUUAGUCCUUUCCACUUUAGUUGACAAGAGUAACAUGCAGCACUGUCUUCUAGGUUAUUUUCAAGGGAAAAUACAUGCCUUCAGCCUGGGAAUUCCUGCAGGAGUCGGGAGCUAGCUUUUUAGAACGAGUAGGUGUAGCCAGAGAUGAAAAAUAAAAUGUCAGUAUGAUCUGGAAGGUUUAUUUGGCAUGAAUCUGAGAUGACCACACUGAGCAGUGAAGCCAAUAAAAUCUUUGUACUAGGAAAUCAUGUGUUCUGAGCAUGCCACGCACUUUACAGAACUAUUCCAGGAAUGUUGCUUCAGAGUUUUAUAUGUUCAUUUGGUACUUAUUUUUCGUCUCACUUGCUCCAAAAGCCAGGUGCUUUAAUCGCAAUGAAAUCCACUGCCCAGGUCACAGAGAAAAAAAAUGGAAAAUAAUGCAAUUACAGCAAGUCCUAAAAAUGAUCUAAAAUAACAUUUUUAUAUGCAACUGAAUAAUAAUUUUAAGUUGGAGUAUUUCCUUACCUCCCCAGUGUUAAAUAGUGACUUUCUUACUGAAAAUGCCUUAUUAAAAGCUUUUUUUACAUUCCAGAAAGAUUUGGCUUGUGGUCAGGAAAGCCUUCAAGAUGGUAGAUCUUAAAUUUGUCAUGGUCCCUGUGUCCAUCCUAUAUGUUUCCCUAGUAUUCUGAAGAAAACAUGUGUAUCAGAGGAUGGGGAGAGAAGUUUUUUUCCUGAUUGAAUAGUUCAAGAAGGUAAAAAAGCCCAACAAAACAACAAAAAUCAGCUCCCUCUAAACAAUGCUUUAAAAAAUGUAUUUUGAAAAAGCAAAGCUCAUGGGUAAACACAGGAGUACUGAUAGAUACAUAUUAUGUGCUGCAAGCAGGGUUUGUGUUCUGUGCUAGAACAGAGAGGCCUUGGCUGGUGUCUGUGGGCCCUGAGCUUGAUUCUAACCAAGAAUUACAGUAGCAGGUGACAGGCAGAGGGUACAGCUUGAGGAGGAACACAGGAGUCAUGGCUUGUGUUUGGAUGUUCCAGCUGGGGUCAGAUGGGCAUGCGGAGCCUUCCCUCCAGAGUGAGGAUAGCAGCUAUUUUGUGAUGUGAUCUUAACAACCCAAGGCUUGCAUGUAUUUCACAUGCUUCAGGGUGUCUGACCCAAAGAUAACCAUGCUCAGAGGUGUCAGAAUGUACCAGAAGAACCAGUCCAGGCUUGUGGGGGUAGUGCUUUGGCAUAGGCAGGGAUUUGGGAGGUGCUCUGUGACAUCUCAAUGCACUUCUGUGCCAUAGGUCCCAGGGAGCUACCUCUGCCAAUCUUGGGGUGGUAGCUGUGCUUUUGACAGGUACCUCUGCAGGACCAGAUGUGGGGAAUAUUUCAGUAAAUUUGUGUCCAAGUCAGCCCCAAUUCUGUGACAUGAGGUUUGUGGGCGACAGAGUCGCAUUCUUAUGGUCUGCAUUUGUUUGAAUGGUCCCCAGAGGAAAAAGGGCUUUGAACUUUCUUAUCUAAGCUCCUCUGAUAUUUUGUAGCUUGUGGUAAAUGAUGUAUGCUUGUUUUUGUUUUUGUUUUGUUCUACCCUAAAACUAUUUUUGCUUCAGUUGCACUUUAAAUGUUUGAAGGGUUUCCCCCUCCCUUAUUAUUUGAUUUAAUUGGAAUUAUGGUGCUUAUCAAAAAGUAUUACUGCAAGGUGACCUGGUAAUAAUAAUUUCCUUUCAUCUAUACCAAACAUUUGUAGAUCAUUAAAAUGUCGCAAAUAAAAAGUCGUAGUCACAAAGAAAUGGUUUUAUAUGAGCACAGUAAAAUAUGAAAUUUCAUUAUAUACAAAAAGGCUAUAUUUUUUAUUCCUUGUUCACAGAGGAAACCUCCAACACAUGUGGAAUGCAUGGCAGGAUGUAGGACCCUCUAAGGGCUGUAUACAGAUACAGACGAGAGGGGGGAAAAAAAAAAGAAAAAGAAGGCACAGUGGUUCUGAGGAAACGACCCCUUUCAGUAAUAAAUGGAGCAUGUACUCUGGGUCUCCAGAAGGAUUUGUGCAGGGAUCUCACUCUGCAUAUGCGUGCAUUCCUCUGAAUCAGACAGGUGUUAAAGUGAAAUGGUGCCCAGAGGACGCAUUACCCUCCUGUGCUAUCAGCAGCCUGACCACAUGAUGGAUCCAAAGGAAGCCAAGCACAACUGCUGAGGGCUUUGCCAAAGGGUUUAGAUGCCAAGUGCUGAGAGUCUCCUUGCCAGCUUGGCACCUUUAGGCCAUGUGGCUGCUGCUGGUAUGGAAUUGUCAUUGUAAUGUACUGAGAAGAAUGGAACCAGAAGCUGUCUUAGUAGUUCUGUGUGAAUGAAGUUCUUAUUGUUGUGAAUAUAAAAUAUUAAUUACCUUACAAAUGCAUUUGAGUAGCUGUACAUGACUUUGGCAUCUGUCCAGACUAGCAGUGGUGAAAUCAGAGGAUUGCCUCCUGGCAGCCAAAAUUAUUUAUCCCCCUGCCCUUCCCCAGCAUCACACUGGAAGUAAGAGGGGAACUAUUUGAAAACAGUUGACAUCUGGGGAAAGAUGUUAAUUGGCUCCUGGGAUUUGGAUCAGUCCUUGAGCUGGUGCCUUAAGAGUGGGUUUAACCAAUGCUGUAAUCUUCUGGCACCUGUUGCAGUUUUUGGCAGUGGCACAGGACAGCUUUGAUUGCACUGGGACUGGAGUAGCGAACAUAUGCCUAAUGCCCAUCCCAGAAAGAAUGACUUAGUGCCCUUAAUGCCUUUCCUAUUGUUUUAUUUUCCACUUUCUUUUCUCUUAUACAUCAAGCUGCUGUUAAUAAUUAUCAUUACAUGCAGGCAAGCACCCACCAGCAUCUUAAAAAAAAAUCAAAGAAAAAGCAAGAGGCAAACAGGAGCUGGGAAAGUUCUGUCUUAUCAGAAUCCAGCUACUUUCUGUGUUUGAUUUUCAGUUGUUUGCCUGGCCCUGAAUCUUUAAGAACUGUGGUAAAUUAAGGACUCCAGGAGAAAUGAUACAUAUCCAGUGUCUGAGAUGUAAUCAGAAGAAGAGUAUUUUGUUUUCUAAACAUGUUAAUUAAAAUAACCAAGUAAGUGUCUUCACAGGAAGAUAAUUCAGAGGACCUGUUAAAGGAAGUCUCUGCCUCCAUGUCUCUGUACUGAUUGUGCAUCUGUAAAUGGCUGCCAUCCAACAAAGCUCUUAAGUGCAUGCUCAGCUCCAGCACAGCUUGGCUACAGCAAUGUUUCUAGCUUUGGCAUGUUUGGGGCAUUUACAUGCUUGGUGAGAGGCACAUGCUCGUGUGCCCUUCUGAAUAACUAACUCUUCCUUGUGUCCUACAGGCCUGUGGCCAGGAGUGGGGGUCCUGUGUCCAGCUCCUGUAGAAAGAAAAGAUAGCAAUAGGGUUUCAAUUCAGCUACAGCUCCAGGGUUUUUAUCCUUCUCUUGGACAUCACUGGAAUGCAGAGAAAACUCAUUGGUAGCUACAAUUUACAUGUUAUCUGAUAAGGUAGAAAGAAGUAUUUUUGCUUUAAACUACUAAAGAAGAUUCCGGGAGUCUGAAUUGAAAGUAAAUGGAACAAGAAGUGAAGACUUUCUCAAAAUUAUUAUUUUUUUAAAAGUGAAAACAACUCAAAAAGACAAAAUGCAAACAGAAUUUUGAGUCUCUUCAUACAGAAGUAAGCAAAGAUGUGCACAGCUUGUCUCCUACUUUCCACAAGCUUUGUACCGUAGGGGAAGACUCACAGGAGGCAGAUAUUCCUAAUAAGGGAAUGUAUUGCUGUUUUUCAAAUCCUGUAUGAGUUCUUUUGCUUUGGAGAGAAAUAACUUGGAACUUCUUAUUAGCCUUGCCACUACCUGGAGCAUUUUGCUGUUUCCUUUGGUAGAUAUCCUGACUUUUGACUAUGUGGAAAAUGCAGGAAAAAAAAUCUCCUCCAGUGUUGUUUCCUGCAAAGACCAUUCUUAAGAGCUCGUUGGACAGCGCAGGACUCUUGAAGUGAUAGCUAAUUGGUGAAAGAAAGGCCCUGAUUGUCUUGAGGGAGCUGGAAAGUGCUGCAUGUGCUGCUGAAAGGGACUAGGGAGAAGGUGCCUGGUUUCGCUGAGCAGCUGCUGCUGGAGAUGUUUGGAGAUUACAUCAGCAUUGGAAAAGAGGGGCCAAAAAAAAAAAAAAUCCAACUUCACAGAGACAGUUUAUGGAGGUUUUUUUCUCCCUUCCAAAGGUCUUCUGACAAUACUGUCAUUGUCAAUAUAAGAGUUGUUAAUUCUUUAUGAAUAGCACAUGGGGCCUCUUGACUAAAUAGUACGUUACAUGUCCCAAAUCUGUCAGCUGGACUCUUCUCUCACAUGCUAGUGAGAUCACUUUGAUUGGAAUGUUAGAGGAAUUGCUGGGCAGGCCAUACAGAACUGAAUACUACAUUAUAUAAUUAGAUCUCCAAGAGUAUUUUUUUCACAUUACCUCAUUAUUCUAGCUUAAAUAUGGAAUCAGUCCUUUUGAUGGUUUUACUGGUUGCAAUUAUAUUAAUACGAUUCAUUUUGUGGUCCUGUCUUAGUACUUAUAUAGAUUAUAAACUGUCCCAAAGGUUUCCUGACAGAAGAAAAGAGGACUAAAAGACUUCAAAAGCCUCAUUCAGAUUUGAAUUGACAAUGGGGAGAGCUGGAUAAGGUAAAUGGAGCUAGAGCAGCUUUUACCUUGGGAUCUGAUGAGAGAGAAAUGACCUGUUAAGACUUCAGCUGCAUGAAGAUCCUUCAGAAAGUCUCACUGAUAAAGGGGAAGGAAAGACAACUGAUUGAGUCAAAUGACUUCCUUUCCAACUUGGGCAUGAAUUUGUUGUUUGGAACAGACUUGUGGACUUCUACCAAUUAAAUGAUGUGGGCAAGCUGGAAGGAACCCUCUUGCUGGGCAGUCCAAGAGUGCUCAGUGUCCACGUGCCACGCUCUGGGCUGGCAGGAGCAGAUUUUCACCUGGCUGGUUGAUUUGUUACCACAUUCCUCAUGGCUCUUCUCAGCUAGAAACUUUGUGUGUUUCAUCUGAAACUGCCAAAUAUUCACAUUUCUUAGCAAGCAAUGUAUCUGAGUACUAGUAAAAGGUGGAUACCACUGGGAUAAUCUGUUCCAUGGAAGACAGAUUUGUGUCUCAGAGGUUUUCUGAUGGACUCUGGCUGCGCUUCAGUACCCACAACAGGUGAGGGGACAAUACAAGUGAGUUUUAACACCAAAGCCCUUCAAGGGUCCUUCAUGUCUAGCCUGAAAUAAGCACCCUACUAGGACACUGGAAGAUUUGACUGCUUGCCCAAGGACAAAGUGACUUGGGAUUUCUUGGUUAACUUACCUGGCAAAAAGAAAUACAUUUUUCCAAGUGAACUGUCUACUUUGAAAUAGGUGUUGUAUUAAGUCAAACAACCUAAAUCUGACUGCAACUCAGUGUAAUACUGUCUUUUAAAAACUGAAUUUUUCUACAGUAAAGAUAGGAAAAUUGUAUUACCUUGCCUGAGAAAUGCACUAUCCUUACCUCAGUCACUAUUUAAAUUUUUUUUUAGAAGUCCUUUUUUUUUGUUUGAUCAUUUUCUAUCUCAUGUGAAACUGAAGGUUACCACUUCAUAUACUUAUUUCUUUAUCUCUUGGUAGCUCACAUGAUGAUAUCAGAGUUCAUCUAGGUAAAAGCCUACAGUAUUCCCAUACAGUUUCUGGCCCAUUCAUGACUCACAUACUCUUACAGGCUUUUCAUUAGUAACUGCUCAUCAGCCCUUAUAAUUUUGUCUUUUAAAGCCUCCUAAAAAUCAGACAUGAGAGCUGGUAUGUGCCUAGGCAGUGGAACAGGGUAAAUGUCAGGUCAAUUGGUUUCAGCCUGUGAUUUUAUUUAUGGUGGAUGACCACUCUACAAAACAACCUGUAAUGCCUGAAGGUACAUGUCGGGUUUGAAAUCCUGCCAGAUGACAAUAAACUGUAUGUAAAUGUAACUAACUUCAUGUCUGUUUCUCUGAUUCUUAAUUUUAAUGAUAAUUCUGUCCUUUUUGUGUUUCCCCAACACCAGCCACAAAGGGAAAGCAAAGUGUUGUCUACUUGGUGUGCAGACAUACUUUUUAUAACGAGUAACUGGAAAAAUAGCAACAGUGAUCUGUUUUACUUCUUUCAGUUAAUCAUCGCUAUUCUGAGCUGCUGUGUAUAAAACAAAGCUUGUGGAGAAAAUGAUAGUGCCUUUAAGAAAUAAAUCUUCUAAUUCUUUAUUUCAAUCAUACUGGAAUUUUAUAUGACAGUGUCAUGUUUGUAUUAAUUGUUUAAAAGUGUGGAUGUAAUGAGAAGUGGUACAGGUGAGGUUGUGGUUUACUGCAUUUAACAUUUUGGGAUAUUGGAACUGACAGAGAUACGGAAUUCUCAACUAUGAUUUUUUUGUCCCUGCAGGGCAGCAUUUCAAGUUUCUCUGUAAAUCAGAGUUUGUGGUCCUUUUAUGGACCAUACCCUAUGGACUGGAUCCAUUGGUAUUUGUGGAUCUAAAACAUUUGAUUUGGACCUUAAGUGAGUCACGUGAGUUGCACUCUGAUUAUAAGAGUGGUCUGGCCAAGUAUUAAUUGGCAUAAUAUUUCUCUGUGUCCUACAUUGGUAAAACUGGCUGCAGCUCCAAGCAGUUUAUUAGAACAUCCACGUUUUGAGGCACAUUUAAUUAAUUUAAUAAUUAUAAAAUUUUUUACUGACGAGUUCAUUUAGGUCUUGUUGCCUACUACACUCCUUAUGUGUUCAAAGCAGUUUGAACAGCAACUUGGUUAAUUUCUGUGCAUUCAUAUUAGUUGUCAUCCCAUCCUGCAGGAUGUGGGAAGCCAUCCUGUUUAUCCUGCAUUACAAAAUCAGGGCUAUCACACUUUCAAGAGUGCAUAAUAUAAAGGAGAUUGAGAUCUUCCUUUUUAUUCCCAUAGGUCUUUGCCCUCUCUCUUUUCAUGGAGAUAAUAAAAACCUAAGCACUUUAAGUAUGGUAUGGUGUGAAAGUAUCCACUGGUAUCUCCUGGUGUGAUCCUAUGGAGCACUGUGCUGACAUUUAGAUAUUUAAAAGAUAUUUCUACCCUAUUGAUUUUUUUGCAUUUAAGGAUGUAUUUAAAAAUAAGCAAGUGCUUAAUGUUAGUUUUGAGCUGUGGACAGUGUGAAUGAAGAUUACAGGGUAGAUCCCCCUUUCCAGACAUGAAACAAUGGUAUGUGUAACAAAAGGGAAAAAUAAAAAUGAAAUACUGUGGUAUUAAAAUCCUUGCUAAUGUAAAAUUAUUUGUAUUUUUAUAUAUUGAUUAAAAUCUACUGUAUAUAAAUGUGUUUGUUAUGUUUUUAUUAAUUUAUAUCAUUAACAUGCUAAG
Parus major (Great Tit) is the source of this 7782-nucleotide messenger RNA. It is a transcript of the gene SMIM38, whose product is annotated as small integral membrane protein 38. The record is from RefSeq and is a predicted model, not a curated record. Lineage: Eukaryota; Metazoa; Chordata; Aves; Passeriformes; Paridae. The transcript has 5 exons. The coding region runs from base 4925 to 5056 and encodes 43 amino acids.